Molecule: messenger RNA, 3754 nt
Organism: Clupea harengus (Atlantic herring)
Lineage: Eukaryota; Metazoa; Chordata; Actinopteri; Clupeiformes; Clupeidae
Gene: ripor3
Product: RIPOR family member 3
Source: RefSeq, a predicted model, not a curated record
GGAAUCAAGUGUCAUUUCUACCUCCUGGAGCCUCACAGCUGAGACAGAGUUGUGCUAUCAGGAGCAAGCAGACUGCUGCCUAGCCUCUUGUCUCUCUCACACACACAUUCACUCACACUCACACACAUGCACAUACACAAACAAACGCUCAUAUGCACACUAUGCUGAAGAUGAGUCUGGAAGUGCUUGACAUUGCUGUCAGAUGCUGUUUGACUUUGGAAUAGGAGUGCCUUCAAAUCAGGGAGAGGGGGCAUGUCGGUGAAGUUGCGGUUUCAGUUCCCAGCAGAGAGCGGCAUGGUGCAGAGGAGUCGCUCCUUCACCGGCUACGGCUCGGUGAGCGGCAGGCGCAGGACCUCCUCAGUGCGCAGCUCACUCAGGACUAAAGUCCUGUCAGGGAAAUCUCCCCGAAUGCCAAUCUCUAGCCGAAUCAACAGCCAUAUCUGGGGCCAGCAGCCUGAGCAGGUGGACAAAAUCUUCCAGGCCUUACGGAAAGGGCUGAAGGAGUACCUAGAGUGCCAUCAGACUGAGAUGGACUUCCUGUCGUCCCAGCAGAGGGAUACUAAGAGGAACUCCAGACUGGCUUUCCUGUAUGACUUAGAGAAGGAGAUCCGUGCUUUGGAGCGAUAUAUUAGAAGACUGGAGUUCCACAUCAGCAAGGUUGAGGAGCUGUAUGAGUCGUACUGCAUCCAGUGGCGCUUGUGUAAGGGUGCCAUGAACAUGAAGAGGGCUUUCUCUCUCUCACCCUCCACCCGUGCGUCGAGAGAGAGCCUAAUGGAGCUCAACCGCAGCCACCGAAUCAGUCUGGAGGACAUGUGUGUAGUCGAGGGAGAGCUGGAGAUUCUCCUGGGAGAACUGCAAAUCAAGAUGAAAGGACUGAUAGGCUUUGCAAGGCUCUGUCCAGGGGAUCAGUAUGAGGUGCUGAUAAGGCUGGGGCGUCAGCGUUGGCGGAUACGGGGGAAAAUCCAGUCGGAUGACAGACAGCACUGGGAUGAAGAGGAGAUGAUUUUCUUCCCUCACAUUCACGAGAACUUUGAGAUAAAGGUGACAGAAGUGAAGGGUUUGGGUUCCAGUUUGGUUGGCAUGGUUACGUGUAAAAGUGCAGACUUCUUCAUGUCGCGGCCUCAACUGAUGGUGGUGGACAUUACAGAACUAGGCACCAUCAAGCUGCAGCUGGAGGUGAUAUGGAAUCCGUUUGACAGUGGGGAGAUGAGGCCUGUGGUGUCCUCAGCCAGCCGCCUCUCUCUUCCCAGCAGGAAAGGCUCUGUGUACAGCUGGACUCCCCCAAACACGCCCAGCUUCACGGAGAAGUACUUCAUUUCUAUGGUGCGGCAGAUGCAGGACCAGGAGGGGGGCUCCUUCUCCUUGGGCUCCAGGGAGUCCAGAGGAGCGUCUCUGCUCAGCUACCUGUCCGACACGUCGCCGGCCUACGAGAGAGGCAGUCAGACCCACAUCAGUAAGCGCAGUUCCCUUCACAUCCCCACGGAUGAUGAACUCAACAAGAGUCUCCCGGAGGAAGGGGGUGAUGACGACUGGCAGAACGAUCCGGACACGAGCCCCCCGAGCCCCGACGAGACCCGCCGUGACUCCCUGCUCCUGUUCCAACGCUACAGCACCCCUGACAUCCUCAGGCAGAACCGGGGUGCUUCCCCAGUCCUGGAGCCAGACACGGAGAGCAGUCUGAACACUACCCAGGACACAAACGGAGAGGUGGGCCCCCAGGUGGAGCAAAGGGUGUCUGUGGGACUUGAGGAGGCGGAGGAACAGGCCCUACAGCAGCCGGAGGUGAGCGUUGCCCAGAGGAUAGCCGUGGCCCAGAGAAUCAGUACCCUCCUGGCUGCCUUGGCAGCCGCCCUGGGGGAGGAAGGAUGCACAGAGACACCACUGAGGGAACUGGAGAAGCAGAUCCAACACCUAAAUAAUGUCUUAAAAAGGGACCUCAGCAUGUUCAAGACCUCCUCCACUGAAACGCUAGCUGUAGAAGAAGUCCUGGGCAGCUUUGACUUCCUGUCCACAGACUUUAACGCAGACGAAAUCUCUUGCAUGGGCAGCGUUCGGAUCAGGGACACAGGGAUCAGCUCAUUUAAGGAGAAUAUGCUGAAGAGCCUGGGGCUCUUGUCACAGGAAGACCCCCUGCAGACUGAGCCGGAGAGCAGAGACAGCGUCACACUGAGCACAAGCAGCUUCAGUCUCGACCAGAGUCUGGAGACACACCUGAGCAUCUGUGCAGUACUACUGAGGGCAUUGAGAGGUUCAGACUCUGACCUUGUGCGCAAGGACAUUCUGGAGGAGCUAUCAAGGCAACUCGAGGUACUUGAAAAAAUCGGCCAGCUGUCCCUUGGGAAGACAGAUGACUUCUCAGUACAAGACAUCCUCCCUGCCACCCUGAAACAGAGGAGCCUGCAGGCGCUGUGGGAGGAGUGUUCCAGUCAGGAGUCGCCCUUCUGCUGCUCAGCCGACGCUUUCAUGAGAAGCCUCAGGAAGAGGUUCAUCCACAAAGUCAAAGCCAGGCAGCCAGGCCAGUCAGACGCAGUGUUUGUGCAGCUGCUGCAGCAGAUUCAGGCCAGCUGCAGAAUGGUUCCCACCAUCCUGUGCAGCACUGAUCGAGUCACUGUCUUCCAGUUCUUUACUUACCUCAAUAGAUGGGGCCUGGCAGACUUUGGAGAGCAUAUCUCUCGCCUCUCCAAAGAAGUGUACCUGCAGUCAGCCCUGGAAGGCCCUAAGAGGAGGAGGGCUCUGAAGAAGGCUCGAGGGAGACACAUUGCUGAGCUGCAGCCUCUCAGCCGUACCCUGCAACUCGUGGCAGGGCUGCAGAUAGACGCCAAUCACAGGGUUGCUCAGGCCGCAGCCUCCUGCCUCUGCAGAGUGUGUGGCUUCAAGCCUCUAAGGGCAAAAGCUGUGGUUUAUUACACCGAGGUCCUGAAGGACAGUGACAAACGAGAACAAAGGGCAGCCUGCCUGGCUCUAAAGUGUCUCAAAGCAACUGAGAGUGCAGAACAGGUGGCUGAACUGUGGCGCUUGACUGACGAGGACCUCCGGAAUGCAGCCAAAGAGACUGUCCUAUCUUUCGGUAAAAAAGGAUACAUUGCAUUUCAGCAAAUGGAGAGGAUUUGCUCUGAGUUACAGGAAGACACUUACCAGAAUUUAGAGACAGAAAUCACAAUACUAUAAAAGAGAGAUGGAAUGUGGAUUCAUCUGAACCACUGUACAUACAAGUGUUCAAUACAUGCUGUGUUGAGUAAUAUUCAUUCAUUCAAUGUGCCAAAAAACACCUCAUUGCCUGUCAGCUGAUACAUGUCAGCUGAAGCCAGUACAUUUGCACAGACCAGCUGCAUAGGUGGGUCAAAGAUCUGCUCACACUAAGUGCUUACACCUGGGACAAAAGGGUGCUUGGCCAGAUAUUUAAGAUAUAUGGCAUGUGCCAAACUUCAUGGUUUUGGACCAAGACUAUAAAUAACAAUUAAGGUCUAUGGCAUGUGCUUUCCUUCAUGGUUUUGAAUGAAAUUGAAAGUUAUAUAAUGAUUACACACAUGUAUUUUCAACAGGUUCCCUCUUUGUACAUUAUUAAACUGUUUAAGGAAAAUAUUUAUAAAUAAAGCCUUUAUAUAUUACCCUUAUUAACAUAUGUACACAAGAAAUAACAUAAGAAAAUGUAUAUAAUUUGGUGAAAUUUCAUUAUGUAUUUGUUUUUAGAGCAUUUUAGACCAUCUUUCAUGUGUUAUAAGCUGAGGUGAAUUAAAAGCUACAUCAGGACCAG